Messenger RNA from Culex quinquefasciatus (southern house mosquito), 2905 nucleotides. Its product is annotated as polyserase-2. The record is from RefSeq and is a predicted model, not a curated record. Lineage: Eukaryota; Metazoa; Arthropoda; Insecta; Diptera; Culicidae. Gene Ontology annotation, biological process: proteolysis. Gene Ontology annotation, molecular function: serine-type endopeptidase activity. The transcript is spliced from 9 exons. Bases 275 to 2776 code for a protein of 833 amino acids.
CUGGCCGAGACAACUCAUCUGAUUUGAACUAUUUAGUAGUUGUUACUUUGUCGCGGCAACGGCGGCGUCGUCGUCGUUUAAUCAGUUAACCGAGAAGGUGCAAAAACGGUGGUUGAUCCGACGCAAAAGUUUAGUAUUUAUCGAGCGGGCGUCGUGAUAAGUGACGGAAGCAGAGUUCUUGGAGACCUUCUAGACCAAAGAUUGGAAGACCAAAGGAUUGUUUUCGGGAGAAGUGCGUAGUGGUAAUUUUAAGUGAUACAAGUACAAAGUGAUGAUGAUUCUGAGGAAAGGAAUGCUGAUUGCGGUGGUGAUGCUGGUGACAGUCGUGAUGCAAUUUAUUAAUGGAGAUAAUGCGUUCAUCGAUGACCCCCCUGAUGGAUACUUUUCAAGGACAUCGUUGGAUGACUGUCCAAGCCGCUUCUACAGCGAUGAUGUCUCGAGUGCGUUGGGAUUCUUCAUCUUCGGCGGACUGCGAGCCUUCCGAAGUGAAUAUCCUCACAUGAUUGCUUUAGGUUGGACAGACCCUAGCACCGGCAAGUCAGACUACGCCUGCGGUGGAUCCUUAAUUUCCGACAGAUUCGUGGUCACGGCAGCCCAUUGUGGACAAAACGAGAACAAAAUUCCUCCGGACGUAGUCCGGCUUGGCGAUACCAACCUCGCUACCUCUGAAGACGAUGCCUUCGCCCAGGACAUCAAGAUCAAGCGGUUCAUCCCUCAUCCGAAUUACAAACGGACCCAAAAGUACUUUGACAUUGCGUUGAUCGAGCUUGAACAUGCCGCAAGGUUGGAUGCCGCCGUCUGUCCAAUCUGUUUGUGGACCAAGGACAACUUGUACAAAUUUUCCGGUGGACUCCAGGUCACCGGUUUCGGAAUAACUGACUACGCUUCCGAUCCGAGUCCUACGCUGCAGAAAGCUACGCUGAACUACUAUGACUACGACCAGUGCAACACGAUGCUACCGCGGCCGCGAUCGCUGUUCCGAGGACUGUCGUCGGAUCAGUUCUGCGCCAAGACGCCCCAGAAGGACACCUGCCACGGGGACUCCGGUGGACCGAUCCAGAUCGAGCUAUCGGACGUGAACAAAGCGAUUCCGUUUCUGGCCGGGGUGACCUCCUUCGGCACCGGAUGUUGGGACGGAUCGUUCGGGGUGUACACGAAAAUUUCCAGCUACGUGGACUGGAUCGCGUCGAACGUGAACGUCACCGUUGAUCCGAUGGAAUGUGCCCGCCAGUCGGAGUGUCUGUCGUCUCGCAAGUUCUCCGACAGUCGGUUAUCCCCUCAGAACAACUCUCCCUUCUUCCGGGUUGAACUACGCCGCGGAGGACAGAGCUUCAAGCAGUGCAGUGGAGCGUUGAUCGACUAUCGGCACGUGGUAACGUCCGCCAGUUGUACCAAGUGGAACGGGCAGGAACCAACGCAGAUCGAGGCGAACGAUCAGUUGAUCAACAUAACCUCAAUCGUGCGACAUCCGAGGUAUGUCGCUGGGAAGCACUACAACGACCUGGCUGUGUUGCAGUUGGAAAAGUUCUACAAUCCGAACAAGAUCUACCAAAUUGUGGCGCCGGCUUGCGUGUGGAAGAAUGACAGGAUUCCGGAGCCGAUUGUAUUCUACUCUGGAUCUGGACCAGAUUCCAGCGGGUCGGACAGUGGGAAAGUCACCAGUGUUCCGUUGAAGAUUUUGACGGCGUUCUACUUGGAGAAUGGACGGUGCGCGGCGAAUUACAGUGAGAAGUUUAAGGACGAACUUCCUGGGGGAUUCAAUAAUGAUUUUGUUUGUGCCGAGAAUCCGGUGGAGUUGGUUCCAGGGAUUUGCCAGCUCGAACCCGGCGGUCCAAUCUCCAACUUCCGCCGGGACAACGUCGUCCCGUACGUGUACGGCAUCAACACGCUCGGCACGGAGUGCGGCGGCCCCGGCAACCUCUUCGUAGCAACCAGAAUCUCUUCGUACUACCCGUGGAUCGAGUCGAUUGUGCUGAACAAAACGUCGCGCCAAACCUCGGAGCGAAUCGACACCGCAGACGACGAGUUCAGCGGAAACGCCAUCGACGUCGUAAGUCGCAGCGUAGUCCCGUACGAAGACGACCUCGUGUCCUAUGUGUUGCCUGGGCUACUUGCUACCGACCAUCGACUGCAGCCGUACGGCGGCCAGCUGGUGCCGGGAGGGUUGAGUCCGCUCGCGACGGCGUCAGUCCACACCGGCUUCAACGACCGCCUCGACAGUCCCGUUAAGAUCACCAUCUACGGCGCGCAGCUAAUUCACAUCCCAGAACGUCCAGAGGACCUGCUGCAAACGCUCAGCACGAUCCAACUUCAAAGUGCCCACCACGUGCCACCACCUCGUCCAACGUUCAUCCAAUCAAAUAGCAUAGAAAUCGUCAAAUCCUUAGAACUCGGUGCCAAACAACCAAGUCGGGAGAUACAUUUCCACCAAUCGCACCCACAGUCAAUCUACUCCAAUCCCACAGUUCCGUUCCGACCGCAGCAUUGGUCCAGCCACCACCACCAAACGCCAUUCAUCAAUCACCGAAGGCCUUACGUAACCCAGCCCAGGCCCCGGCUGCUGGUCAGCAAUCCUUCCCCGUACCUUGGGGGUCAACCCACCCCGUCGUCGUUCACCAUUGAGAAGUCGAUUGAACUCUACCCGGACGGUCGUUGCACCCUCGGGUCGGGCCAGGCCGGAAGAUGUUUGCCCCGGAGUUUGUGCCCUGGUGGUGGCGGUGGCGGGCUGUCCUACUGCAACGGAGACCUCCUGACGGUUUGCUGUCCGACGAUUUAGGCGGCUAAUUGUGCAUGACUGACCCCUGACGAGGAGGAAGAAGAAGAUGAAGCCAUUCAAAAGGGUGAACGCGAUUACCUCAUGUUUAAAUAGUGUUUUGUUUGCGGUUGAUCCCAAUAAAGCGCGCAC